Messenger RNA from Paramecium sonneborni, 6207 nucleotides. Lineage: Eukaryota; Ciliophora; Oligohymenophorea; Peniculida; Parameciidae. The record is from the annotation of a GenBank genome assembly.
AUGAGGGCAAGUUCAAAAAUAUCAUCAAAAAGAGUUACUUUAACAACUGAAUUAGCAAAUCGUUCAUUAUCUUUAGCCUAGAUUUAUCAAGGUAUAUAGACAGAAAUUAUAGAAAAGUUGGAAAAGGGAAGAAGGAGAGAGCAGAUUUCUUAUAGGACACAAAUAAGUUAAAGUUUUCUUUAUAAACAUGUGCAUUCAAAAAUACAUCACAUCCAUCUAAUAUUUUUGAUGAUAAGUAUAUAUAUUAAGAUUAUAAAAAUAAGGGGAUCAGACUAAAAUGAUGAUUCAUUUUAUUUAAGUAGUGAAAAUGUAUCAGAAGAAUCAAUUCUUUCAGUUCAUGUAGUUGAUAAAUAUAAAAAAGAAGAUAAUAGUUCUUAUUCAAAGGAAUCUAGUAUAAAAAGUUUAAGAUUAAGAAAAAAUGAUGUUGAUGAACAUAAAGGUUAAAUUUAAAUAGAUGUUUAAUAAAAUAUAAAUGAAGGAGAAGCCUAAUUGUAAAAGAUUAUAAAAAAAUAUUAAAAGUAAAUACAAAGAAAUCCUUUGUAAGAUCCAUAUUAUGUUUAAUUGAAAAUCUUAAGAGGAUAUGAGAGAUUGAAAUUUGAAUUGUUAGUAUGUUUUAAACUUAAAUUAGCGUUAUCAUGAUAAAAACAGAUUUUUAUAAAUGAGAAAGAGAAUAGUAUUAUUAUGUUACUUAUUUCCAAUAAUAAUAAAAGCUUUGAUAAAAUCUAUAUAUUUUAAGCUUUUUAUGACAACUUUGAUAAUAUUCAAUGUAGUAUUAUUUAUAUAUGUUAAAACAAAUAAUAGAAAGGAUACAGAUCAAAUCGAACAAGUGAUAACAGUGUUCUUUUUGAUUGAAGUAAGUUUUAGAAUUAUAGCAUCAGGAAUGAUUCUGAAUAGUAAAAGUUUUUUUAGAAGUCCAUUAAAUAUAUAUGAUUUUACAUUAGUUAUACUAACAACUUUGAAUUUGUAUAGACCUGAUGUAAUAAUAAUAGAUUUAUCACCUUUGCGAAUGAUAACAUUAUUAAAUUAUUUAGGUGAUGUAUUAAAAGGUUUAUCAAUAAUGUUGAAAGCCUUAAUAUCAUCAUUAAAGUUUUUAUUAGAGGCUUUAGUAAUAGUAGGAUUAUUUUCACUAUUUUUUGGUGUUUUUGGAGUACUUUUAUUUUAGAAUUUAUUUAAUUAUAGAUGUUAAUUUGAGAAUGGAGAUGAAACAGAUGGAUGGAUAUAAUGUAAUGGAAAUAUAUGUCCAGAGAAUAUGAAUUGUUUGUAUUCUGAAUAUACUCCAAAAUUACCUACAUCAUUUAAUAAUAUUAUUUAUUCAUUAGGAUAGAUUUUAAGAACUAUUACUAUGGAUGAUUGGAGUUGGGUUAUGUUUUUUACUAUGAGAAUUUAUAAUUCAUGGAUAUGGAUAUAUUAUUUAUUAAUUAUUUUUGUUGGUGGGUUCUUUGGAUUCAAUUUAGUUAUCGCUGUUCUCAAAACCCAUUAUGCAGAAAUAGCUGAAGAAACUAUUCAAUAAGAAAUUUAAUUAAAUAUUAUGACAAGAUUAAAAGAGAAAUAAGAAAAUCCAGAAAGAGAUUUAAUUUCUAUUUUUGAUGUUGCUGUUUUAAAACAUAUUGGAAUUUAUAAAGCAUAUUUAAGUUAUAAAAAAUAAUUAACUAAUCCAUUGUAUUAAUCUUAAUCUCAUCCUAUUGAAGAAUUAAAUAAUGAUAAUAUUAAAACCAAAGUACGAACUUUAUCUGGAAGAUAAAAAAAUCAUGAAAAAGUAUUUAUAUCAUUAAAUUACUUAAGAAUAGAAAUUAAAAAGGAUUUUAAGCAUAUUUAGAUUAAUUUAAUUUUAAAUAUCUAUUAUUACCAAGAUUUAAAUAUUUAGAUAAAUUUAAAACUAUGAUUAAAGUGACAAAUUAUACUGAUGAUCCAUUAGAGACCAAAUUAAUUUAGAGAUUAUUAGAGAAUCAAUUCUCAUAACUCUCUCCAUAUCCAAAUUAUGAUAUAUAUCAAUCAUUUAAUAGUGAACAAGAUGUUUUGCUAUCUUUAAUGUAAAAUUCAUAUUUCAUUUAAGUGAAAAAGGAAAAAACACAAAAAAUAUUGAUUAAAACUAAUUAAUCAAAUAAUGUAGACAGAUUAAAUUUAAACAAGUAUAUUCACUAACUAAAGUCAAACCAAAGUAAACCAUGACUUCAUUAAAAACAUUAAUACCAAUUAAAUCUAUUAGGAGAAAGAUUAAAUCUUCAUAGAAUGAGAAGUCCAAUGAGGAAAAUACAUAAAAAAAUUAAUUAAAACAUCAUAAUAUAAAUAGAGAACCUUCUAUAUCAAUUAAAAAUAAGAAUAAUAAACAUAAUUAUACUUAAAAUAGUUUCCCUUUUUCUGUUUUUAGUAAUAGAAAGAUUUAUGUUAUGAUAUAAGAAUAAUAUAUUGAUUAUGAAGCAGUUUGUGAAAAAAUCAAUGCAAAAAUACCAAUUAUGAUUGAUAAUACUACAUCAAAUGAAUUUAAAUAUGGAUUAUUAAGAAGAAAGGAUUUAAAGAAUAGAAUUAUUGAAAAGAAAAAUUGGUCUGGAAGUGAUGUUUUAGCUUUAGAUAUUUUCAGGGUAAAUGAAUUUAAUGAAAUAAAAGAAAAAUUAAAUUAUUAAGAUUAUUAAAUUUGGUUGAAGGGAGUAAAAGGAAAGAUUACUACUGCUAAAAAAUAUUGUUAUAUUUUAAUAAGUAGUAGAUUUAGUUAAUUCUUUUUUGAUUUGAUAAUAUUGUUCAAUUUUACAUUUUUAUCAUUAUAAGGUAUAGUAAAUCCUGUAUUGAUAACAAAUGUAGAAGAUAUUACAACAAUUUUAUUAUGUUUAGAAUAAUCAUUUAAAUUAUUCUCUUAUCCUUGUCGAAAUUUAUUAUGUUAUCCAAAUUAAAUUCUUGAGUUUUUAAUAAUAAUUUUAAAUUUUAUAGAAUUAAUACUUGGAGAUUAAAUAACGAAUUCUAAUUUGUAAAGUUAGAAGUUGAUUCGAGGAACAAAAUGUCUAUUAUUCUAUAGAUGUUUGAGAUAUAAUAAGAUGGCAAAUAAAAUAGGAUAAAUAGCAUCAAAAACAUUUGAAUCUUAUAUUUAUUUGACAGUAUUAAUGUUAAUGGUUAUUUUUAUGUAUGCAUUAAUAGGAAUGGAAAUGUAUGCAGGUAAAUUUAAUUAGUUGGAGACUUUAGGAUAAUUACAUUCAUUUGAUAAUAUUUUGAAAUCUUUUAUGACUAUUUUCAAUAUAAUGACAAAUGAUGAUUGGUAUGGUGUUUAUGUAAUGGGUGGAGAUAUUGAUUAUACAUUUUCACUUAUUUAUUCUUAUUCUAUGGUAAUUGUAUUAAACUAUUGUACUUAUGGUUUAGUUCUAGCUAUAUUAUUAGAUGGAUUUGGAAAAUAUUUAGGGAUUUAAGAAGAAGAAAUUAUAGAGAAAGAAUAAUUAUAAGCAUAAUAAAUAAGUGCUAAUUCAGAAUAACAUGAGAUUACUUAUGAUGAUACUAUUGCUUAAACUAUAUAAUUACAAUCUAAAAGAUAAAAACUUAGUCUUAUCUCUCAUUUACUUGUAUCAAUUAAAUCUAAUUAUAAAAAUAUUGAAAAAAGAGAUUAAUCAAUUUAUUAAGGAAUAGAAUGUUAAUAGUCUCUAUAUCUAUUUGAUAAAUCAAAUGUAUUUAGAAUUUUUAUUACUAAACUUGUUAUUAAAAUGUAUUAUUAGUAUUUAAUAGAUCUUGUAAUAUAUAGUUCUAUAAUCAUAUUUAUUAUCAAGACAUAUAAUGAUUUUGAAAUAAAUUCAUCAGAUUUUCCAGAUUAAAUGUAAUUUAUUGCAAAUAUAAUUAUUUUAACUGAUUUUACAUUUAAUGUAAUAGCAAAAGGUUUAUUUUUAGAUGCUGGUUCAUUUUUAACAAAUACAUGGUAGAUUGUUGAUAUAAUUUAUAUUAUAACAAGUCUAAUUGAAUAACAAAGUAAUAAUGGAAUAAUAAAUAUAUUAUUAUUUUUGGGAUAUUUUCGACCUAUGAAAUUAAUGUAUAGAAUAACUUGGUUAAGAUAAUUAAGAGCAGCAUUAGGUUAAGCUUUAUUAGAUAUAUUAAAUGUAUUUAUAACACUUUUAUCAGUUUGGUUAAUCUUUGGAGUUUAUGGUAUAAUAUUAUAUGAAAAGUAAUUUGGAUAUUGUGAAGAUAAAAUGUCUUUUUAUGUAUCUUAUAAUGAUUGCAUAUAAGAUAAUAAGACAUGGGUCAAUUAUAAACAUAAUUUUGAUAAUAUAACAGUAGCACUUCCAACAUUAUUUACUGUUUCAACAUUUGAUGGUUGGGGAGAGAUCUUACAAGUAGCUGAAAAUAGUUAAACUGAAAAUACUGGACCUAUUCCAUUCAAUAGUUAUUUAUAUACAUACUUAUAUUUGAUAAUCUUUUGUUUUAUUGGAUCUAUGUUCUUUUUAAGUUUAUUUACUGGAAUAUUAUUUAAUAGUUUAAAAGAGAAUUAAUUUAAAAUGGAAAAUAGCAAAUAUACUUAAGUUUAAAGAGAAUUUAUGAAAAUUACAAAUAUUCUAAUGUCUGAUUUUCCAUUAUAUUCUACACCACCAAAAAGCAGAAUGAGAAAAAUAUCAAGUAAAGUUAUAAACAAUAUUCAUGUACAAUAAUGUGUAUAUGGAUUUUUAAUAAUAGAUUUAAUUAUUUUAUUACUAUUUAAUUCAGAAAUGACUGAUUAAUAUUUUAAUAUUGCCAAUGCUAUGCAUUAUUCAUUGACAAUGAUAUAUUUAAUAUGGACACUCUUAUUAUUUCUAGCUUUGGGUAUUAAUAGAUAUUUUGAUAACUAUUGGAGAAGAUUCUAUUUAUUUUUAGUAUUUAUUGGAUUGAUUGAUUUUAUUACAGAUAUUAUUACUGAUUGGACUCAUCUUUAUUUUUAAUCACAUCCUGGAAUUUAAUAUUAUCAAUUGUUAAGAUUGUGUUUUAGUCUUAGGAGUUUAAGAAUUAUUCUUAUCUUUUAAGGUCUUAUUAAUAUUCAAAGAUUACUAAGAGUUAUGGUAUUUGCCAUGCCCUAUUUAGUUAAGAUUUUUACAAUACUUAUCAUUACUAUGGUCAUAUUCGCACUUUUUGGAUGUUAGCUUUAUGGAAGAAUUGAUUCUGGAUAAGUUAUGGAUGAUAUUAUUAAUUUUACAAAUUUUGGAAAUGCAAUGUUAGCAUUAUUUAAAUGUGCUUCUGGAGAUGAUUGGAGAACAAUAAUGACUGAUACUAUGUAACAUAAUCCAUUAUGCUAAGAAGAUCCAAAAUAUUGUGGUUCUGCAGCUAAUCAAUUAUAUUUCAUACUGUUUAUGUUACUCUCAAAUUAUGUUCUAUUAAAUUUAUUUGUUUUAGGAUUGAUAGAACAAUUUGAAUAAUUUUUUUAGAUGUAAAAUUCAUAAAUUCAAACUUAUGUUGAAAAUGUUGAUAAAAUAAAGAAUACAUGGUGUAAAUAUUCUUAAGAUACUCAAGGUAUGUCUAUGCAUUUUAAAUAUCUAUGCAAAUUUUUAAUUGACAUAGGCUAACCUUUAGGAGUAGAUAAAGAUUCAAAUUUAUGGGAUGCUUGUAAAUUAUCCUCUUAACUUAAAUUAUAAAGGUAAUACAUAACAUUUAAGUUAGUGACAUUCAUGGAUACAUUCAAUAUAACUUCUUAAUGUAUGAACUAUUUAGAAGAUGUUAUUAUUAUGAAGUUUUUAAAACAGGAAGCCAAGAGUCUAUUGCUUAAAUAAAAAAAUUUAAUAAAGAAUCACAAUUCAGAUUGAUGUAUUAUAGAAAAAAUAAAAAUCUACCUCGAUCCAAUAUUAGUCCUUCUGCAACCAUACAUCCUAAUAUCAAUCUACUUCAUGAUUAUUUAAAUGUUUUAAUCUUGUUUAAAACAUGGGAAUAAUUCAGCAAAUAAUUAUUAGAUAAAGUAAAUUAAGACUUAAACUAAUUUACAGAUUAAAGUGUAUCAAUACCAAACAGAAUUUAAAAUGAGUAAGUAUUUCUUUUAAUUAUUUAAGUUAUCAAUAAAGCUAGAAUCAUAUUCUGUAAAAUAACUGCGAUAGUGAGUUAGAAAAUCAAAUAAGCAGUAGUGUUACUAUUAGUAGACAUAGUGUGUCAAUUAACAGUUAAAUUAAUCAAUAUAAUGAUUUACCUAUUUAUAAAGGUACUUAUGACACAUCUUUACAGAGUGAAAAUAGAGAUUUCCCUUAUUUCAUCAAAAUUGAUAAAUAGCAAGAACUUGAUGAAUGA